Molecule: messenger RNA, 1215 nt
Organism: Arabidopsis lyrata subsp. lyrata
Lineage: Eukaryota; Viridiplantae; Streptophyta; Magnoliopsida; Brassicales; Brassicaceae
Product: putative F-box protein At1g71320
Molecular function (GO): protein binding
Source: RefSeq, a predicted model, not a curated record
UCUUCCUUGGAAAAGAAUGGAGGAUGACAAACAUAAUAAUCCUAAGACAAUGAUUAUAUCAGAGGAUAUGGUUGAAGAGAUCUUUCAACAUCUUCCAAUAAAAUCACUGGCUAGAUUCAAAGUCUUGUCAAAAAAAUGGAGAUCGACGAUUGAAUCAACCUACUUUUCCCACAAACGACUCGUUCGUACAGGAUUACCAACCCCUAAUAUGAAAUUUCUUUAUGUUAGUCGACACUUUUCAGCAAAUUUUGUUGAAGAAGAUUCAAACUCAACAACUUUGCUUUUGGAGACUUUUUCUAGAGAUGAUCACGACAACAACGGAAAAAACAUCGACAAAUCUCAAAACGAAACUAUUCAAGUAUUGGGGUCUUGUGAUGGAUUGGUCUUGAUUCGGAUCUACGACGAUUUUAGGUACAUUUACUUGAUCAAUCCGACGACUGGAAAACACAUGACACUUUAUCCCAAAUUUACGCAAUGGCCAUUAACUUUUAGAUUCGAAUUUACCGCAAUGGUCGAUAGACCAUAGAGACAAGUUGAUCAAGGAGUCUUGGAUUAUCCACCAGAUGAGAAGAGAAUGCCGUUUCAUGCUGGAUUUGGCAAAGAUAUUGUUACAAAAUCUUAUAAGGUGGUUUUGAUAUAUACAAGAUUUGGAAAAGGUGAUCGUUUUUUCAAGGCCAAGGUCCUAUCCCUUGAUAAUGGUAAGCAAAGAAGCGCAGCUUUAUACAUUUUCAAUGACCAUGACUUCAGCAAAGAGCAAACAUCAGUCUACGCAAACGGAUCCCUCUUUUGGUUGACAUUAUGUGACUAUAAGCAAACACUUGCAAAGCUACUAGCUAUCGAUUUUCACAUCGAAGAAUUUCGAUGGAUAUUAUUACCAAAGUGUUACACCAGAUAUGAUUCAGUAGAAAUGUGGAAUCUGAAUGACCGUUUGUGCGUAUCGGAUGUGCUAAAAUGUUCAAAUUUGGUUGUUUGGAGUUUACAACAAGAAUAUCCUACCGUGAAAUGGGAGAAAAUAUAUUCUGUUAAUAUUGGAUUUAUAAGUACCAACCAGUUACAUGAAAAGUUUUGGAUGUUUGGUCUAGCGGCAGCCUAUUUUUCAAGUAUUAGAAAUCAUCGAGAUCAAGUUUCUUUUUUUAGACAAAGAACGGUUUCGUAUUCGCCAACAAUGAUUUCUCCUUCAAAUUUGAUGCUUUGAUGUUGUUUCUACCUUCACUU